Messenger RNA from Struthio camelus australis, 3803 nucleotides. NCBI's taxonomy places the organism in Eukaryota, Metazoa, Chordata, Aves, Struthioniformes, Struthionidae. The record is from RefSeq and is a predicted model, not a curated record.
AUGCGCUCUGCUCCCCCCACCCCGCGCUGCUCCGGGGCCACCGAAACAGAACGGGGAGUCACGGAGGUGCUGGCCCGUCACAAGGAGCACCUGCAGGGCAGGUUCACCGAGGUCCCCUGCUCCGCCGACUACGACAGCCACAAAAGAUACGAAGGGUGCACUCCUCGGAAGUGUGGAAGAGGGGUAACCGACGCAGUAAUCACCAGGGAGGAAGCGGAAAGAAUCCGUAGAAUAGCAGAGAGGGGACUGUCCUUGGGAGGAUCUGAUGGAGGGGCUUCAAUUUUGGAUUUACACUCUGGAGCUCUUUCACUGGGGAAGCAUUUUGUCAAUCUCUACAGGUACUUUGGGGACAAAAUUCAAGACAUCUUCACAGAAGAGGAUUUUGCAUUAUAUCGUGAUGUGAGGCACCGAAUUCAACAGAGAAUUGCUCAGGCGUUUGGUAUCAACCCCUCUUCCCUGUACCUGACGAAGCCGACGUUCUUCUCGAGGAUAAAUAACACGGAAGCCAAAACUACGCACGACGAAUACUGGCACCCCCACGUCGACAAGGUAACUUACGGCUCUUUUGAUUAUACUUCCCUGCUCUAUCUCUCUGACUACAGCGAAGAUUUUGGCGGUGGACGGUUUGUGUUUAUGGAUGCAGGCUCCAACAAGACUAUCGAGCCCCGAGCAGGCCGGGUUUCCUUUUUCACCUCUGGAUCGGAGAACCUUCAUCGGGUGGAAAAGGUUCGCUGGGGCACUCGCUAUGCCAUCACCAUCUCCUUCACUUGCAACCCAGACCACGGCAUUGGGGAUCCAGUCCUGACGUAACGCUUCCUGGGAUGGAACGUGAGGUUGAAUGGAAUGAGAGAAGCCCUGCAAAGGAAGGGGAAAAACGCAGAUAACAUCUCGUGUAAACUCCCAUUCAACUAGAAUUUCCCGAUUGGAUUAAUAUUUUGUAAAACGUUUUGUUUGCGCCAUGUUGUUUUCUGUAAGUGUUGCGAACAGUGCCUUAAGGACCAUCUUAAAUGUGGUAUAUUCUGUAAAUGGUUUGUCUUCUUGUCCUAAGAGGAUAGGCUACAGACCAAGAAGAGUCCUGCGGUGCUCUUUAUUUUUUAUUUUUAUUUUUGUUUUUUAAAUCUUUGGUUUAAAAGAUGCAAACCACCUUUUGGACUGUCCUAAUAUGACUCCCCAUGCUGCUGUUAACUGUUGUUAAAUUCUUUAGUCUCUUCCAUUACUAAUGGGAUGUAGAAAGUUUCGCUGCAGUUAAUACGGCAGGAUGAGUGUUAUUUUGCUGAACGUAUUUUUAUUGAUAGAAGAAUGUAUUCCCCUCGGCAUGGGCAUUAAUUAGUUGGCAAUACACCUGUGGGUUGAAUACUGGAACUUACUUGACUUGAAUUUUUUUUUUUAAACAAUUUUUUAAGUAAAUUACUACAGGUAUUUUCUGCUACAGACAGGGACUAGUUAAUACAAAAGCAGAAAUACAAUCCUGUAGUUAGCCGGAAAGCACAGAGCUCUUGGGUCACCAGUGUUGUGGUACAGUGGGGAAUGACACCGCGUUAGGUCCCUCUGAUCAGAAAGCAGCGUUCUGAACUCACCCUCGUUUUAAUGAAAGGGGUUACAGUCUCCUGGUCCUUCCAUUUUAGUGCCCUUUGCACAAUGCAGGGUUUCACUGGGGUGCCCAGGAGGAGUCCUGAUGUCCAAGUACCGCUCUCCACUGUUCCUGUGCCAUAGAGACCUUCAGCUACUUUGGGUGCUGCUCGCCCUGUAGCUUUAGCAGCGUGGAGCUGAGCAGGGACUGCCAACUCCUCCUCUCUCUAGAAGAUGUCCAAAUGCUUAGGCAGCUAAUCUGAGCUCCAUGCGGUGACAACAGUACUACUGACCAUAUCUAAGCAAGUUAGCGUAUCCCUGAUGGAUUGUAGUAGUGCAAUUUUCAGAAGUUCUCUCAACAUUGGUACAUUAUUUUCAUUAAAAUAUGAAUUCCACAGAGAGUCAAAUCAGCCAGUGCUGAAUACCUGCAGCCUAUUCUGUAACAAGGUUGACCACCUCCUACUAUAGUUAAGAGCUCUUUAUGGGAAUGGCUUGACCAUACAAGUGUGUCCUUGGAGUAAAUAUAAAAAGGAGAGACAGGUAGGGGUAGUCAGACAGUUUUCUGGAUUCAUCUGAGCGAGUAAUUCCCAGUUAGGACAGCAGGACUUGGGAGAGGACACAGCUGAGAGGAAAGCUAGUUCCUUUGGUGAUUUCUUCCAUGGGCCAGUUCUGGCCUCCUUAGAAUGGAUUCUGUAAAUCCUGGCUUUCUGCUUGGAAGGCUGGAUAAGAAAACCACCAGUGAAGGAGACUGGUGUCCUCUUACGCUUUAAAUGGAAGUGGUCCAGGGUUGGAGCUGUCAUACAUCCAUGUGUGGCUCAAAACCAGAGACUUUCAUUUUGAAGAUGGUAAAAUACUUUGGAAACAUCUAUUUAUUCAGCCUAAACUUAAGCUUAAGACUAAACUGAAAGAAGCUCUGAUUUUUUUUUUUUUUUAAAUUGUUCCCACAAUUACAAAUCUUGUGGAAUGAAUACUGUGUUCAUCUUGUCCGAAGCAAUAUUUUAUCUGUUUCAAAAAGUUUCUCAGUAGGUCUUUUUGGACUUUUUUUUGUUUAAUAUGAAGACUUUUUCUAUUAACUGUGAUCAUUGGUCUGUGGCGUUAAUAGAAUAAUAAAUUUCAAGAACUUCAGAAAAGAGGGAUUGCAUUGUAAUACAGAUGAAAUAAUGAACCAAAUGUGUAAACUUAUGAACUACUUUCCUUUGUUGUUAUAGUCAAAGGGUUUUAUGGAGCAGCGCAUUGUUAAGUAAAUGGUAGGAAAAACUAAUUUUUUUCCUCAAUCAGAUUCUGAAGCAAACAUGUUGAUUCAGUUUACUAAUAAUCUGUAUCACUUCUAUGAAAUUUUGUGAGACUCUGGGAAUCUAGUUUGAUUUUUUUUUUUUUUCCCCUGCACACGGGUUUAAUCUUUGUUUUAAUCUACUCUUGAAUGGAAAUACUAAAUAUUGGGGGAUUGCACUGAAGAUCACUAUAAUGAGGAAUGAUGACGGGACACUUGCAUCUGUUCUAUGGGUAGUAGUCUCAGCUGGCACACCAGCAAGAUUAGUUUUCUAUUAUUUCUUUUUGUUGUUUUGAGAGACUAAACACUUCCUUGUCCUCGUUAACAAGGAAGAAUUGUUACAGUGGCUGGAUGCUAGGAAGCAGUAGAGUUAGUUGGGUUUGGUAUCUAAAUACUUGUUCCAAAGCCUGUUAAUUCCAAGAAGUUUGCAUUACACUUCAGUUGUACGUCUGUAUGAAGAUAGACCAAGGUCAUCAGCAACAGAUUUAUUGGGUUAAAACUCAGUUCCUACCAGUAUCUUGUCAUUUAAAUGUACGGCCAUUUCCACAGAAAUAUUUGAUAUUAAUGGAAGCUGAAUACCUGGGGAUCUCUGUGUAUCUGGGUUGUGAUUCUCCAGGUUGAGGUCCUCUGUUCUAAAAAUUCUCACCUCCCCGUAUGUCCUACCACGGCUCUAUAACACUAUCCUAUAAAUUAAGUGUUUUGCCACUCUGUAAGUGUUUGUUAGUUCCUUCUGUCUGUCUGGCAGGCUUUGAGUUGCCCUAUAUGAAAAUGACACUUCUUUCAGAGCUGCCCUCCAUAAAAUAUUGCUUAACAAGAACCUGUUAUACCUUGGGGGAAAUCUCAGCUAACCUCCUCUCGGGUGUUACCAUUUCGGAGAUCCUGUGCAUUGUAAUUCCUUCAAAACACGGUGCAUUUCUUCCAUGCUGUGAAUUGACUGACAUUCAGAAAUAAAAUCAAGUUGGUA